Messenger RNA from Pelodiscus sinensis (Chinese soft-shelled turtle), 576 nucleotides. Lineage: Eukaryota; Metazoa; Chordata; Testudines; Trionychidae. The record is from RefSeq and is a predicted model, not a curated record.
AUGCUGCCGUUCAUUGCCAUCACCAACUACUGUCUCAGCCAAAACAUCCUGGGGAUGCUACGGCGUCUCAGUACCCUGCUCGUGGGCACCAUGAUCUGGUAUAUCUGCACUACUUUCUUCUUGUACGUUGAGGAUUUCACUGGCAGCUGCUACAAAUCGCCAGCACUGGAUGUGCAGUUCCGGGAACACCUCAGCAAGCGACAAUGCCACCAAGGUGGUGGCUUCUGGCAUGGCUUUGACAUCUCUGGGCACUCCUUCCUCCUAUCAUUCUGUGCCCUAAUGAUUGUGGAGGAGAUAGCUGUGCUGCGUGUCCUGAACACUAAUCGGAACCUAAGAUUACAUACAGUGGUCAAUGCCCUGUUCGUUGCCUUGAGUUUUCUGACCUUGAUAUGGGUCUGGAUGUUUUUUUGCACUGCUGUAUAUUUCCAUGACUUCUCCCAAAAAUUAUGUGGCACCCUAGUGGGUCUAUCAGCCUGGUAUGGAACAUACAGGUUCUGGUACUUGAAAUCCUUUUCUCCUGGACUUCCACCCCAAAUUGUUAGCUUGAGUUCAAAGAAACCUAAUCGUAGCAGAUAA